Malania oleifera is the source of this 1090-nucleotide messenger RNA. Its product is annotated as pre-rRNA-processing protein TSR2-like. The record is from RefSeq and is a predicted model, not a curated record. Bases 139 to 738 code for a protein of 199 amino acids. The transcript is spliced from 4 exons. Gene Ontology annotation, cellular component: nucleus. Gene Ontology annotation, biological process: maturation of SSU-rRNA from tricistronic rRNA transcript (SSU-rRNA, 5.8S rRNA, LSU-rRNA). Lineage: Eukaryota; Viridiplantae; Streptophyta; Magnoliopsida; Santalales; Ximeniaceae.
CACAUUUCCGAAUAAACAAAGAUUAGAGGCCAAAUAUAAAUUUAACUGAAGGUCUCUAAACCCGAAACAAAAUAAGAAUUCAACUCUGGGAGCGUGACGGUAUACGGGAACGGCAGCAACAGAGAAGUAGGUGCUCUCAUGGCGUCUCAGCUUCAGCUUUCAGCUGAUGCUGUUACUCAGCUUAAAGAAGGCAUAGAUUUGCUACUUCUUCGGUGGUCUGCACUUCAGAUUGCCGUCCACAACGAGUGGGGCGGCCGUGAUUCUGCCCGCAAGUCCGAGCAAUUCUCCUCGGUCAUCUUCUCUUGGUUCACCCAAUCCAAAGAGCCAUUGUAUAUUGAUGAUUUAGAAGACAUGCUUGACAAAAAUAUGGUUUCCUUGUUCAAUACAGAGAUUGAGGAUGGCAGCACUGAGGAGGUGGCAGAAAAAUUAAUGGUCAUGCAUGAGGAGUGUUUGGAAGGAAAUUAUAAAUCCAUUGAAAAGCUUAGGGAGGCCAAUUCACGAGGAGGAGUUGUUUCUCAUGUUAAACAGGUUGUGGACGAGGAUAAUGAGGACGAUGAUGAUGACCGAAGUGUGGGGAAAGAUGAUUCGUCAAAUAUGAUAGUUGAUGCACCACAACAGCGGUCAAGUUCAAGUACAGACGACAUGCAGGUUGAUGAACGAAUGCCGGAACAGGUGGCUGAAGCAGAAGAGGGAUGGGUGGUGGUUUCCUCCAGGCGGAGCAGGGGCAAAAGGCAUUAGGUUAAAUUGGGCUUCUCAGGCCCUGUUUCUGAGUUUCGUUGUAUAUGUUUUUAAGUCUCUUUUUCUUGUUCCCCUCCAAUUUUUCUGGGGUAUCAAAUUUUCUUGAGCCUUGUUUGAUGUGCUAGCGGACUAUGUGGCUUGGGAGGGUUCUUGGGUUUUUACUUCUCCAUGCUGGGUGCGGUUUGUUGCAUGUUCAUUGGGAAAUGGGCACUUCAGAUUUUGCACCGGAGGCAAAGCAUUUUUCUUUUUCUUUUUCUUUUUUUUUUUGAGUGGCUCUUUACAGAUGUUUUUUCUUUGGCCCCGAUAAGUAUAUAAAAUGCCAAUGUCAUGGCUUUCAAUUUCAGGAUUGAAA